AUGCUCAAUGAUCGUAGUACUAUUCAUGAGUUUCUAAAUCUAUCAAAAUUACUUGCAUUUCCAGGUGAAUUAACUGAAAGUACAUCGAUAGAUUUUACUUUUCCAAAUGUUGAAAAACCCUAUGAAUCUUAUAUUGGUAUUAAUAUUAAAUUAAGAUAUUUUCUUCGUUUAACAAUUAUAAAACGUUUUUCUAAUAAUGUCUUCGAACGUGAUAUAUGUGUUCAUCAAUUAUCACAAUAUCCUGAAAUAAAUAAUAGUAUUAAAAUGGAAGUUGGUAUUGAAGAUUGUUUACACAUUGAAUUUGAAUAUAAUAAAUCAAAAUAUCAUUUGAAAGAUGCUAUUGUUGGAAAAAUAUAUUUUUUACUUGUUCGUAUUAAAAUAAAACACAUGGAAAUAGCUAUUAUAAAAAAAGAAAAUGCAGGUACAGGACCGAAUAUUUAUGCUGAAAAUGAAACAAUUGCAAAAUAUGAAAUCAUGGAUGGUGCACCAGUUCGAGGUGAAAGCAUUCCAAUACGUUUAUUUUUGGCUGGUUAUGAAUUAACACCAACAAUGAAAGAUAUUCAAAGAAAAUUUUCUGUUCGAUAUUUUCUUAAUCUUGUGUUAGUUGAUGAAGAAGAACGACGUUAUUUUAAACAACAAGAAAUUGUUCUGUGGAGAAAACAAGAUAAAGAUAAAGAUAAAACAAAACAAUCAAGUAAACAAUAUGCUCAUUUUCAACGACCUAAUACUGCUAAUCAAACUGAAGAAAAUGAAUCAGAACGAAAUCCGACUGAAAAUUUACAAGUUAAUGAAGGUUUAUCAUCAGAAAAUAAUAGCGAUACGCCCAGUGAUUGA
Molecule: messenger RNA, 834 nt
Organism: Rotaria sp. Silwood2
Lineage: Eukaryota; Metazoa; Rotifera; Eurotatoria; Philodinida; Philodinidae
Source: the annotation of a GenBank genome assembly